Molecule: messenger RNA, 447 nt
Organism: Caenorhabditis remanei
Lineage: Eukaryota; Metazoa; Nematoda; Chromadorea; Rhabditida; Rhabditidae
Exons: 2
Coding region: 1-447 (148 amino acids)
Molecular function (GO): galactoside binding; carbohydrate binding
Source: RefSeq, a predicted model, not a curated record
AUGAUCGGAGGAGGAAUCGGAAUCAACUUCCGCAGCGAGUACUUCAACCCAACCACUCCAGUGAACAUCCCAGUUCAAGGCUUCUCCAACGGAUCCCGCCUCCGUCUCGUCGUCGUCCCAAACGCCAACGACACUUGCUUCGCCGUCAACUUCCAUACUCCAGAUGACAUUGUUUUUCACUUCAAUCCACGUUUCGACGAGGGAAUGGUUGUGAACAACUCGACUCGCGGUGGAAAAUCGAAUUGGGAGUCCGAGGAUCGUCAUCCGAUUCCAUUCGUUCACGACAAGGUCUAUACUGUCGAGUUCGUUUCGAACGGAGGAAUCAUUACUAUCUUCGUCAACGGAAACCACUUCGCCGACUUUGUCGAGCGUACCUCUUCCCAAGGAGUCCACAACGUUGAGAUCAACGGAGGUGUCCAUGUUCAUUCCGCCCAUGUCUCUCACUAA